AUGUCCUUCAAAGGUGAUUAUGAGAGCCCUGCCAUCGCAUCAGGAUUCUUGUUCAUUUUUGCUGCUAUGUUGGGAACUCACAAUUUGGAAAAGUUUUAUGAAAUUACUGGAAAGUGGCAAGAAAGUAAGACGAAGCGGAUUCCCCAGGAUCUGUGGGAUUUACUCAAUAUGCAGCAGCAGCAGUGUGCCUUAUUGAUAGAGGAGAAGAACAAGCUUAUUGGUGACUUACAACAGGAGUUAAAAGCAAAAGAUGAUCAGUAUGUGAAAGACCUGAAGAAACAGGCUGAUGACAUUAACCUGCUACUAGGGAGGAUGGAAGAACAAGUCAAGACUCUAAUCAAGACCUUCCGUCAAGAGCUCUUCCAGAUUGAGAAAGCAUUUGAGCAGGAGCGGCAAGAGCUACUGGCCAGUAAUAAGAAGAAAUGGGAGCGGGAGAUGUACAUUCACAAUGCCAAGGAGUUGGAGUAUCUGAUGGCCCACAUGAGGAGAGUAGAAGAUUAUGAAAAGCAGUUAAGCCAGCAGAGAAUUCGGGACUCAGAAGAAUACAACUCCAUCAAGAUCAAGCUGGAGCUGGAUGUACAGAUACUAGAGCAACAGCUCCAGCAGAUGAAAGCAACUUAUCAGCUAAAUCAGGAAAAACUAGAAUAUAAUUUCCAAGUGCUAAAGAAAAGAGAUGAAGAGAACACAAUCAUUAAGUCCCAGCAGAAAAGAAGGAUCAACCGAUUGCAUGAUGUGUUGAACAACCUGAGAAUGAAAACAACGAAGCAGAUAAAGCAAUACUAUGAGGACAACGCGACUCUGACUGGGGACUACAAACGCAUUGUGAUACAAUUCAGGGAUCUGCAGAAAACCAUGAGGCAUUUUUCAAUUAUCAACGACAAGCAGUUUCAGGAGAUUUGGAUCAUGAAUGAAGAAGAAGCAAAGGCUUUAAUAGAAAAAGCCCUCGAUGCAGACAAAAUCAUCCAAUUACAGCAGCUGGGACUUCCCUGGACCAGACCUAACUACUGGUAUAUGGACAAUGUGGGGCCCAUUUCUCAAGUCAAGAAGAAGUCAGCUACAGAGUUAGUCCAGGAGCUGUUGGUCCUAGCUAAUGAAGAGGAGCAAGAAUCUGAAAGUCGAAGAUCAUCCUCAUUAGUACGAAAGCCCAAACUGUCCCUGCCAGAACAUUUAACUCCAAGGACUAUCAAACGAAUACUGGAGAUUAUGUGUGACGAAUCAGGUUUUCUGAUAGAGAGUAAGUUGCUGAGCCUUCUCCUUCCCCUUGAGAGGAAUGAAAGUUGUCUGCUGAAGCUAGACUCCAUCUUUGCUGCCCUUGGGAUUGAAAAUGAAGAUGAUGUUUAUGCUCUGGUGAAAUUCUUCCUCAAUUUUCAAGCCAGAAAGAAGUUCUAUAUACAGAGCAAUGACACCCUGACUGCAGAAGAUGAAGUCACUGAAGCCAAAAGGGAAAGUGAAAACAUAUCUGAGCACCGUGAGCUGGCACACCUUCUCCAUUCUGAGUUCCUUCAUCCUAAUGAUGUUCUCAAGGCCUUGAAGGCUUUUGUCAUUAAUCAGCGGAAGCUCAGGGAGGACCCAAUGCCUGUAAAGGUGGUGUCACACAGAGAGAUACGGGAUACCUCAAAGGAUUCAGAAUACUGGACAGCCCUGUGUUAUAUCAUCCCUCUCCAAAGACAGAAACUGUGGGAUGCCCUAAUUGAUGCCUUACAGAAAUACCACAAUGUCCUCACUCUUCGGGCCAAGCUGCUGAAUGACAUCGAGUUCCUUGAGCAGCAGAACACAGAGCUGCAGAUGCUGCUGCAGCAGUACAUCGAUUCCAGGAUAAACCUUGAAUUACAAGUCCCUCCCACCCAGGUAUUUCAAAUGUCCUUGAAAUAG
Gracilinanus agilis (Agile Gracile Mouse Opossum) is the source of this 1872-nucleotide messenger RNA. It is a transcript of the gene DRC1, whose product is annotated as dynein regulatory complex subunit 1. Gene Ontology annotation, biological process: regulation of cilium movement; axonemal dynein complex assembly; cilium-dependent cell motility. Gene Ontology annotation, cellular component: axoneme; axonemal dynein complex. Bases 1 to 1872 code for a protein of 623 amino acids. The record is from RefSeq and is a predicted model, not a curated record. NCBI's taxonomy places the organism in Eukaryota, Metazoa, Chordata, Mammalia, Didelphimorphia, Didelphidae. The transcript has 16 exons.